Molecule: messenger RNA, 480 nt
Organism: Ogataea parapolymorpha DL-1
Lineage: Eukaryota; Fungi; Ascomycota; Pichiomycetes; Pichiales; Pichiaceae
Exons: 1
Coding region: 1-480 (159 amino acids)
Source: RefSeq, a predicted model, not a curated record
AUGAAGUUCCAAAACCUUGCUUCCGUCCUUGCCCUUUCUGGCCUUUCAAUGGGUGCUACGUCAACAGACACCGCCUCUGCUGCUGUCACUACAUACUCCCUUGUCAUCUCCAGAUACGGUGCAUUUUUCACCAAGGUGAUGACUUCCACCGUUGGCCAGUCUAUCGACUAUGUGAAUCAGUAUGUGAGUGACAGCAACAUCCUUGCUUAUACUAUUGGUGAUUCAUCUGGUUCGGCUUCUUUCUACAGCAGGGCUUCAGUCCUGGCAUCCGAGUCGUCUGCUUCGGCAGCUAGUGCAAAGGCCACAGCCACCACUACCACAGAAUCCAGCUCUUCUGAGAAGGAGACUUCUACCUCGGCCUCUGAAACUAGCACAGAGUCGUCCUCAUCGUCGACCAGCAGCUCUAACGGAGCAGCAGGUUUGCAACUGGGAACAAUUUCCGCUGCUAUGGGUCUAUCUGUCUGUCUUAUGUUGCUAUAA